GCGUUCUCUGUCAACAGAAAGGUAAAACCACUAGAAAGAGGUCUAGAGGACGGAAGAAGAAGAAGAAGAAGCAACUGACUCGUCCGGCCAAGAAGAGGCUCAGGAGACUAAUGGUGACCCUGAAGGAGGAGGAGAGCAGCGAGGAGGAGAGCAGCGAGGAGGAGGAGAUGGUGGUGGAGUACAUGGACAGUGAUGAAGAGGAGAAGAUGAAGACAAAGGAUGAGGGAGUGGAAGUGGAGAGUCUUCAGGAGAAAGAGGAGGAGUACAUCUUUCCCCCGAUGCAGGAGUGGAUUCCAGCAGAGAAAGCCCAAUGGUUCACCUUCCUGAACUUUCGACCGGUGGAGUUACCUUCCUCCGGAGUCGGCCACAACCAGGUUCCCGUCCGGUCCACCAUCCUGGGCCAGUUCGGACGCUCCGUGAUCCUCGGACCGGCUCCCAGAGAGCUGCGGUGGGCGGAGCGCCACGGCACCAGCACCGUGAUGAUGGUGUCACCCGACCAGCUCCGAGCACACCUGCACCGCCAGGCGGAGAAGUUCAGCAACCGGAUCUCCGGCCCCCCGAGGAAGAUCCAGACCGACAAGCAGAACCCCCUGGGCAGGUGGACGGACCCGGCGCUGUGCUACGAGCUGCAGGCCGCAGUGACACCGUGGAUCGGCAACGUGCUGAUCCCGCAGAAAAACAGAGUGACGUCAGCCGACGGCCUGAGGAAGCGAGGAGAGACCGCCGGGCUCCUCUCGACCCCGGUCUUCCUGCUCCUCCUCCAGACCAUGAACGUGGACGCCGUAGGCUGCAAGGAGAUGAUAGAGCAGAGGAAGAACAGCGUGGUGGUACUCGCGCCUCCUGCUCCAAGUCCCACCAUCUUCAACCCCAACACCGUUGCGGGAAUGCUGCAGCAGAGGAGAGUCAUGAAAGAGGAGCAGCAGCACAAACUGCAACAACAAAAGAAACAGAAACUCCUGCUACUACAGCGACCUCCUCCUCGUCAGAACCUCCCCGGCAUUCUUCUCCAGAUGCCUCCUAACAAGCAUCCUUGGAUGUCUUCUGUGUCCUUUCCUCAGGCGGUCUUCAUUCCUCAUCCUGUCAUGAACAAUUCCUCUCCAGCUCCCCACAGACCUCCUCCUGUGGGCGUCCUCACCUCUCUGUUACCUGCACAUCCUGCUCCUCAUAGUGUCCCUACUGACUCUGUGGUCCCGGUGCCCCUGAACGCCACGUUGUCCACCUGCUCUGCCGCUUUCCGCCAACAACCUGUACCUUUGACUCAGACCCUGAUGGUUGCUUUGCCCCGGUCCCCUGAUCAACAUGGUUCUGUUGGUUCUACCCCCCCGAGUCAGCACCUUGUUCCCUCGGGCAGGUCCACCAAUUCUGGUCCUGCCCCCAGUCCAUUAAGCCUCAUCUCAAGCUCCCCCAAAGGGAGGGGACAAAAGGUGGCAGAGGAUAAGAGUGGGGUGGUUAUGGGCGGGACAGAUAACGGUGUGGGUGGGGCAUACACCCGUGUGGGCGGGGCAUGUGUCAGUGUGAUCAGAGAGACAGAAGAAGGAAGGAGGAUUCGGAAGCCGAGUCCAAAGGCCAAAGCUCUGCAGGAAGCCACUGAAGCCAAGGCUGCAGAAAAGAAGAAAGUUGCUUCAUCGCCACGAAAGAGAAUGCAGAUCCAGACCGUCUUCCCUGUUCCUCAGACCGUCUUCCCUGUUCCUCCUCAGCAGGUCUACACUACCCCCAUCCAGCUGGUACCUCAGACUCCUCCCUCCUCCGUGACCACAUUCCCAACUGCUCCUCGAGAACAUCCUCCUGCUGAGGUUGUCCCCUCUGCUCUGAGUUUAGCCCCGCCCUCCUCCAUACCGUCCUAUCAGCACCUUCCAUCCUCCAAUUCAAGCCUACUUGCUCCUUUCCUCCACGAUCAUGGCUACACCUUUUUUAAUCUGCGCCCCAGGCCGACCCCUGACUCCACCCCCAACAAGCCUCCCAAAGCCCCGCCCAGCAGGAGGAAACGGGGGAAGGGGGAGGAGCAGCCAAGCGUGUCGAGCAGUCGGGAAGACCAAUGUAUGGGUGGGACAGGUGAGGCGGUGGGCGGGGCAGGUACAGGUGUGAUCCAAAAAGGAAAGAGGGUUCGGAACCUGACUCAGAAGGCCAGAGCUCAACAGGCAGCAACUCAGGCGAAGGCUGAAGCCAAGAAGAAGAAAACUUCUUCUUCUCCUCGUAAUAAGCGCUCUCGUACGUCUUGCCUUAAAGAGGAAGUGGUCAAACAGAAUCAGCCAAUGCCUCAGCUUCCUGGGUUCUGUUUACUUCCUGGUCAGUCGAUGUGGGUCAUGACUCCUGGUGGGCUGGUCCAGCUGGCACAAGCCCCACCCCAAGGCCUGCAGCUGAUGUUGGUACCGAGCGUCCCCCUCUCAGCUCCACCCGGGACUAUAUCAACCAGUCCCACCGCUUUAUCUGUCCCCGAACACCCCCCUGUUUUGAACCAGCUCCACCCCCUUACAUCCAUGCCCAUCCUGCAACCUGUCUCAAACCCACCUCCCGAGCCUCCCCUCGAAGUCUUCAUGCCAUAUAAGGGCACGGUCAGGGUGGACCCGGCAGCGCCUCCUCCGCUGCACUUUGACCACUCCCUGAUGUUCCUGGAGUCCCAGGAAGCGGUGCGUGAUUGGCUGAGUGGUCGGGGAGGAGUGGCGGUACCUGGAACAUCAGUGGCUCUUCCCUACCUGCCACCCUUCGUCAGCAGUCUGAACACGAUCAGUGCGCUGCUCCGGGCCAAGAAGGCUCUGACCAAAUCAUCCCUGAAGCUGCUGUGUCGAGGGUCCGAACCCCAACGCCACCCAGCCAAACCCAGACCAGACAGCAGCAGCGAGAUGCUUUGCAGUCAGCCUCCAGACCUGCCAGACUCCACCUCUGACCUUGGACCACGGCAGGACACACCAGCUCCCUCCGUCAACCCUGACCUGCAAGAGGAGGAGGAGGCGGAGCUUGUGGUGGUGAUACGUCAGCUGGUGGCGGAGCGUUUCUCAAGUAACCCCGCCUACCAGCUGCUGAAGGCCCGCUUCCUGUCCAGCUUCACUGUCCCCGCCCUCCUGGCCACCGUGCAGCCAAUCAGAGAGAAGGGCGUGACCGGACCAGCCAAUGAGGAGGAGGAGGAGGAAAGGGAGGAGGAGCAGCUAAAGAAGAUCGAAGAGAGAGCCAGACAGAGGAGAGCCGAGAGGUCUUUGCUGCUGUGUGACGGGUCUGGAGCUCCAGCCAAUCACUUCUCAGGAAUCACCAGCGCACACACCUGAGACACCACACCUCUCUGUCCACUUAAACCACAGAUACAAACGUUCACACGUUCAUGAUCCUCGUUACAUGUGUUCAAGUUAAAAAUAAUGAGUUUACAAAAAGAAAUACCGUUGUGAGCUCUGUGGUGCGUUCAGGAACCUCGUUCAGGUAAAAGUGGUAAAAUUGCACUAAAAUAUCUUUGUCUCAUUUUAUUUUUUUAUUCAGCGUCUGUAAAGAAAAUGUUCUGUAAUUAUGAGCUGAUUCAUUUGUAAUAAAGAGAAAAGUUUAUGUAAAAUGAAGCUGUGUGUGCUCCUAUGUGUGUUAGUGAGGACCAGUUAUUCUUACACCUGGUCUCUGGGGACCCUGUGGACUGUGAGGACACUGGACUGUGGGGACAUUACAUUACAGUCAUUUAGCAGACGCUUUUAUCCAAAGCGACUUACAAUUCAGACCGUAGGCAC
Messenger RNA from Anarrhichthys ocellatus (wolf-eel), 3701 nucleotides. RefSeq names its product snRNA-activating protein complex subunit 4-like. The transcript has 5 exons. The record is from RefSeq and is a predicted model, not a curated record. The coding region runs from base 111 to 3260 and encodes 1049 amino acids. Lineage: Eukaryota; Metazoa; Chordata; Actinopteri; Perciformes; Anarhichadidae.